AUGGCUCCAUUAGUGGUCUCGUCGACAGGCGCGACAAUCAAAGAACUCGAGCGAAAGCUGUCUAUCGCGAAAGAUGAAAUUACGGCCCUGACUCAACAAAUCAACGAUGAGCACAUAAUAAACGGUCGAGAACGUGUAGAAUGCGCAACGCUUCAGAAAGGAACAGAAAAUUUGAAACGUGCCCUGGCAGAAAAUGUUUUAUUCACUGAAACCAUCACGCAAACCUUGAGAGAGGCGCGUUGGGACAACGACAGGUUCCGGCGCGAAAUCGGAUGUCUUCAAUCCGAGAUUUGUAGGAUGCAAAGCGAACGCGUACAAACGGACAAAUACAUAAGUUUUAUCGAUCAACAGCUACUCGAACGCAACCGGACGAUAGAAGAGCUACACGGACAAAUUUCAUCCAUCUGGGACAAGGUCAAUGCGACGAAGUCGUCUGAGAUCGCCUCAACACAUAUUCAAAAGUGCUAUAACAGCCAGACUACCUUUCUGGCCAGUCUUAACAUGUCUGUGGUCGCACAGAUUCAAGCGCUGGUGACGAGAUUUAGUCAUGAAUCCAGCAACAAGCAAGAAGUGGAGAAACAGCUCUCAAAAGCUCGUUCGCACGCUACAAAGCUCAAUGAUGAAACAGAAAAGCUUCGGCGCCAUCUUCAAAUGAGUCAGAAAGAGACAAAAACACUCAGAAAUGAGGUAAAGAAACAAAGCGAAGCAAAGAAAUUUCUCGAACACGAACUAAAAAAGUCUAAACAAGACGCAAACAAUACCUCUAGUAAAGGACACAUUGUUACGGAAGGGCAGUUCCAGCAUAUCCAAGACGCUAUCACUCUCUGCCCCGGAAAAGCGAUGGGGGAGGUAGAGCGUCUCAAAAGCCAAAUCGAGGAGAAGGAGAUCAGAAUUCAAGAGCAAGUAAUGCUCCAGAACAAAUUAGAAGAUUCUAUAGCACAUCAGGCGGAGGAGCACCCCCUUACAUCACAGAAGUCAAGUGAACUUCGGGAACGCCUCAAUUCUCUCGGGGAAGGGUUCCGACACGAUGCGGGCCUGUCCGAGGACGUUGAUGAUCUUAAUCAACAGGUUGCGAAGCAGAUGGAACGGGUGAGCGAGCUAGAAGCCCGUAACGAGAUUCUAGAGGACGAAUGUGCUCAACUGAGGGACGACGUGUUACGACAUGCCAAAAGUUCAGAGCUGCUGAAGCAGGAAUCCUUUCACUAUAAAGGCCGCAGCAUAACUAACGAACGUGAUAUUCUCGAUGCUCUUGGGAAAAACCGGGCACAACUCUCUUGUCACAUCUACGACACAAUACUUGACGUUACGAAAGAUAUCAAUGAUGUCUACGACGCGAACGAUGCAGUUAAUGCUCUGGACGGAUUUUUUGCUGAAGUCGAAGGCAGCAUUCACUUGUUUUCGCUACAAGUCGAUAACGAUGUCGUGAUGUUUCAGCAACUCAUUAAUUCAUUCAAGCGGCUCAAACCUUGCCCCUGGUAUGGAGAUAGCCUGGUCGAGGCCCAAGAUAUGUAUGAGAAAACUGUUUGUUUUAGGAAAGCCGCAUCAUCGUUUCGGCAAGAUGCGUCCCGUGAACUUCAGGCCUUGGCGUCGUCGAAGCCCAACGUGCUUCCUUUUUCUGUCACUAUGGCGGAAAGGCAGACCGCUUUGUCUGGAAAGAUUCCCACAGCGAGACUUUUGUUAUCUUAUGUACUUGUUACUGUUGUUCUAUGGAUAUGCAACUGGAUGCCAUUCAUCCUUCGGUCAUUCCUAGUGGUGUUCUCGUGCCAUUUUGGAUACCUUUGGGCUGCGCGUGCUCAGGAAGCUCGCGAAAACAACAGUCGCAAAUACCUGGAGUCGCUAUGCGGAGAUCCGGUCGCCGGACGGAUGUCUGCGGUAUCCGCUCGAGAGGCGCACAAGCAGCUUCUGGCUUCAUCGUCUGCGGCCCCGAGUAAAUGGGAUACAAGGCAGGUGGUGAUGCCUGCCAAGAAUCCGGAAUCUAAAAAUAGAGGCAAAAAGAAGAAAAGAUAA
Messenger RNA from Fusarium proliferatum ET1, 2007 nucleotides. RefSeq lists its product as uncharacterized. Lineage: Eukaryota; Fungi; Ascomycota; Sordariomycetes; Hypocreales; Nectriaceae. The record is from RefSeq and is a predicted model, not a curated record. The transcript has a single exon. The coding region runs from base 1 to 2007 and encodes 668 amino acids.